Molecule: messenger RNA, 1725 nt
Organism: Mytilus trossulus (common blue mussel)
Lineage: Eukaryota; Metazoa; Mollusca; Bivalvia; Mytilida; Mytilidae
Product: myosin heavy chain, clone 203-like
Exons: 5
Coding region: 95-1198 (367 amino acids)
Biological process (GO): regulation of apoptotic process
Source: RefSeq, a predicted model, not a curated record
UAGUAGAAUUUUCGAAACACUUUGUUUACUUUAGUUUAGGUUUUAAUUGUUGCAGAACGAAGUUGAAAUCGAAGUGAAAUUUGUUUUUUUCAAAAUGGAUCCAUGUCUGUCCAAGAAAAUAACGAAAAAUUGUGAUUUUAUCGAAAAUAAUCUCGUCCGCUUGUCUAAAGUUGUAGACAAAUUAAUGGAAGAUGAGAUCCUAACACUUGUGGACAAGACAAACAUUCUCUCAGCACCAUCAAAGAUGACUCAGAUUAACAUCUUACUGGAGAAGCUUAUCAAUGUCGGCGGCACAGCCUUCACCUCUUUUGUAGAAUCGUUGAAUGCCACCGGAAACGAACGUAUAGCAGAUCAGAUACUACAGACAGAUUCGUCGGAGGACACAGCCAUGUCAAGAGAGGAGACUUCGUUCAGUGAUAGCACGUCUGGUGACUUCCGGGAAGACGAAAUACUCCAUCUUUAUAAAGAAAAGCAGAUGUAUAAAGUGAAGCUGUCUGACAUGACAACUAACUACAAGCAGCUCCAGUCAGAACUGACCGUCAAGGAACAUAACAUAGAAUGUCUGAACAAAGAGAUACACAAACUACAGAUCGACCUUGAGGAGAACAGGAAGGGGUUGUUAGAGAACAGUUUCGACGCAUUGGAAGGCGACAUAUUCCGCAGGAUAAAUACCGGUGCAAAUACCAGGGAACUGAUGAGAAAGGUACGUGACCUACAGUUAGCGUUAGACGAAAAGGAGGAAAAGGUUAACAACUUGCAAAAGGAUUUAGAUUACUACAGAAGCCAGCUCGACAUUGUAGAAAAACAAGUUAAGAAACAGAAAGACGACAACAGUGAAAAGGAUACUAGAAUAAUGAUACUUAGAAACCAGGUAGGGAAACUCCAGAACUACCUACAAGCCAGUAAACAGAACCUAUCACGGAUCAAUAACGAACAAAAACGCAUAAUGGACCAGUGGAAUAAAGAACAGCUGGAACGCUUUAAAGAGAUGGAAAACAAGAUGGAGGGCGGGAAGAAAGACAACUCCAAGCGAUUUAAUACACUGGAAGACAAGAUAGAUAUCUUGAUAAAGAUGAUGUCAGCGCAAGGACCUGCAAUACCGAAUCUGGUUAAGAGUGUUGAAAAAAGCAAACCUUCCGUAAAAAGUCAUAAAGAUGCGUAUGGAAAAAAAGGAAAAUCUAAUCGAUAUAAGAACUAAAUCAAAUAUUGAAAAAUCUUUCAACCCUUAGGGAUUUGUAAAGAUGGUUUUCUUUUACUGAACUAUUUUAUAGUCGUCUUCUCUCCCUUUUUUUUACAGCUACAAAUUCGUGUUCUCAACAAUUGUAAGAAAUAUGACAAUUGUACAUGUAUGUUAUGUGUCGACAGUUUUCAUCAAAACAUUGCUAGUUUUGUUGAAUUUUUUAUUACACCUACGAUAGAAGGGGGCAUUAUGUUUUCCGGUCCGUUCGUCUGUUCGUCCGUUCGUCCAUCCGUCUGUCCCGCUUCAGGUUAAAGUUUUUGUCAAGGUAGUUUUUGAUCAAGUUGAAGUCCAAUCGACUUCAAACUUAGGACACAUGUUCCCUAUGAUAUGAUCUUUCUAAUUUUAAUGCCAAAUUAGAGUUUUAACCCCAAUGUCACGGUCCACUGAACAUGGGAAAUGAUAGUGCGAGUGGGGCAUUCGUGUACUGGGGACACAUUCUUGUUUAUUAGUCUUUAACUAAUAGUUAAAAUUAUGUCCUUUAUCAA